Molecule: messenger RNA, 279 nt
Organism: Trichomonas vaginalis G3
Lineage: Eukaryota; Parabasalia; Trichomonadida; Trichomonadidae
Product: structural constituent of ribosome
Exons: 1
Coding region: 1-279 (92 amino acids)
Biological process (GO): translation
Cellular component (GO): ribosome
Molecular function (GO): structural constituent of ribosome
Source: RefSeq, a predicted model, not a curated record
AUGGCUCGCAGAACAAAGAAAGUAGGUAUCUGUGGUAAGUAUGGCGUCCGCUAUGGUGCUUCCCUCCGUAAGACAAUCAAGAAGAUCGAAAUCUCACAGCGCAAGAAGUACCCAUGCGCAUUCUGCGGCAAGGAUGCCGUUAAGCGCAAUGCUGUCGGCAUCUGGACAUGCACAAAGUGCGGCAAGGCUGUCGCUGGUGGUGCCUACACACCAACAACACCAGCUGCUCUCACAGCUCGUGCUGCCUACAAGCGUAUCCGCGAAGCUCAGGCCAAGUAA